AUGGAUGAAACACCAAUAUUUUUUGAUAUGGUAGGAAAUACUACUAUUGAAGUAAAAGGAUCAAAAACAGUUGAAAUUCGAAGUACAGAAAAUAACAAAAAUCGUUUUACAUGUGUUUUGACAGUUCUUGCUGAUGGUACAAAACUUCCUCCAAUGGUAAUCUUUAAAGGAAAAUGUCUCCCACCAAAUUUACCAUCUGAAAUCAUAAAAAAAUCAUUAUUGGUUUUGGAUUCUUUCAAAGCACAUAAAACUCCACAAAUAAAACUUGCAUUUAAAGAUGAAAAUAGUAAUUUAGCUGUAACUCCCGGUAGACUUACAUCAAUAGUACAACCAUUAGAUGUUUGUUUAAACAAACCUUUUAAAGAUCGUCUUCGUGUAAAAUGGUGUCAAUGGAUGGCAGUUGGAAAUUUCGAUUUAACCAAAGGUGGUAACAUUAAAAAACCUGGUUAUAAUGUUAUUUGUAAUUGGAUUUUAGAGGCAUGGGAUUCUAUACCAAAAGAGAUGGUUUUAAAAAAUGUGGUUUUUCAAAUUCUAUGGAUGGAAUGGAAGAUCAUAUGA
This is a messenger RNA of Diversispora eburnea, 558 nucleotides long. The record is from the annotation of a GenBank genome assembly. Lineage: Eukaryota; Fungi; Glomeromycota; Glomeromycetes; Diversisporales; Diversisporaceae.